Molecule: messenger RNA, 6594 nt
Organism: Porites evermanni
Lineage: Eukaryota; Metazoa; Cnidaria; Anthozoa; Scleractinia; Poritidae
Source: the annotation of a GenBank genome assembly
UUGCAAUUCAAAGAUGGCGGCUCGUCGACUAAUCUUAGGAACAAGUUCGAAUUCAUUUGGGCAUCAAGGUUCGCUGUUAAGAAAAUUGAAAAACACUAGAAACUUCAGCUUAAAUACUAAUUACCGUUCAAAUGGGAGCAGUUUUCCCGUUCGAAGUGAUUGUAUGUUACCCAAAGACUGCUUCAAGAGCAAGACGGCCUUUAUUACCGGGGGUGGUACAGGCUUGGGAAAAGGAAUGGUAAAAAUGCUGUCUGAACGUGGUGCAACUGUGGUGAUAUCCAGCAGGUAUCUUUAUUGUAUUAAUUUUGUUGCAAAUUACUAUAGUAGAAGUUUGAUGCAGAGGCAGUUUUAGGAUCUUUAACAUCCCCUUGUAAGUCAGUGGGGGAGGAUAGGGCGUGGGAACCCGGGAGAAUAGAGGGCAGGAGGCCGGGCCACGGGUGGGUGGUAACAGCUUCAAACGGGUGCGGAGUGGGAAAAGGGCUAAAGGGAGGAAGCUGAGGAAAUAGGUGCAGGAGCUGGGAAUGUAAGAUAUGGGAGAUGGAAGGUUUGGACCACCCUGUCCUCCCCCCACCUUUAACCCUCCUCUCCCCCACACUUUAAGGGUGCAACAAAAUAUUAAGAUAUUAUCUGGAAUUUAAGGUUGUCACAUUAUUUUGUGCCCAGACUACCUCUAUCCCUGCACCAUUUUUGAUCAGAGACAUGUCUCUGAUAACCAGAUUAAUUGAAUAAAAUUUAUGUCCUACACAGAGCACUUAAUAAGUCCCUAGUCUAUUUUUUGUACUGCAAGCUAAUGUUAUGGCCCGUUAGCUUUCAGUACAAAAGAUAGUUUACUGGAUACCAGGCCAACUCUCACACAUUAUGUUUGAUUGUCUCACCUUCAAGGACGUCAAUCUCACACAUCAAGGGCAAUUUUAAUCUCGUACCCAGAUCUCUACCCUGCGAGCAGAGGCUACAUUUUCGCUGUGUGAGCUGGCAUGUGAAAAGUAGCCCCUGCCGACAACCAUUCAAUUUUCUAUCGUGCAUGUGCAAAAUUCAUCAUGCGAUUCGCAAGCAAAUCUGUCAUUAAAUGGCGCGAGUUUCUUGGGAAUGAAAAUAAUUGCAACAACUCUGAUCUGCUAUGCAAGACUCACGCAAUGCUCUAAACUGGUCAAAACAGGAAAAAGCCCAUUUUUUAAUUUAUUUGUCCAGAUUUCUGGACGGAUUUGAAUGGUUAUUGGCAGAGGCUACUUUUUGCACACCAGCUCAUUCAGCGAAAAUGUAGCCUCUGCUUGUAAGGUACCAGAUCUCUCGCUCAUGAAGCCGAAGGUGAGAUCUGGUCAAAUAAGAAAAUUCAGUUUUUUUGAUUUGCUAGAUUGUGAACAAAUGAUGUGAGUGUUGUCUCCUGCACGCGCUAUGGCGUGUGCAAUUGGUUCUUUACGAAGUCUUCAGUUCUGUUCAAAUAAAUAGUUAUUCAGUUUUCCCUGAAAAUACUUUAAAAGGCACUUAAUUUUGACUUUGUGUCCUUACUGUAUCACAUGCAACACACUAAAUUGUUGCCUUUUAAAUAGCUUUGGAAGUGCUCAAAGGUUAUCUGAACAUCUUGGGACAUUUUUGGCAAUUUUUGACAUCUUCAGAUAAUCAUCGGAAAUCUUUGGAAGUCGUGGGGACAUUUUUGGAAAUUCUGGACAUUAAAAGGCAAAAAUCUCAUGCAUUCGACGUAAGAAAAAUUUGGUAAAUAUAGACUAUGGACUGUUCGCAGUGUCAAUUUUCAAAAGUGAUGGAAGAAAAACUUGAAAAUUACAUUAGAGGAAAAGGACCAAAAAUGGGACUAUUAAAUAGAUUAAAAUAAUUAAUACAAUAUUUAUUAUUUUAGGAAACUUGAAGUCCUUGAAAAGACAGCUGAGGAAAUUUCCAAAGAGACAGGAAAUAAAGUAAGCUUAUAACAUUAAUUUUUGCCAUCACAAUUCUGCAAUUUGAUCCUUUAAACAAAAAGAGUGAGUAAAAAAGGCUUGCCUGUGAUAUCCUUGAACUAUUUAAUAAAAAAUAAUUAUUAAAGUGAUGGAGGAAGAAAAGAAAUGCUAUUAAUGGAGUGACUGGCUGCUUAUUUUGGGUUUCAAACCCGUCAACAAUAGAUGCGUGUGGGGAAGGUUCCUAGUGAAACAGAAAGGAGCAGCAAGUGAACAGAAGGUAACCAUGACAACCUUGUGAGUGGCACCCACCAGGCAUCUUCACACUGAGAACCUCAGUAGAGAAAUGUGCAGAUACUUACCAAAAAAACAUGCGCAGGGAAGGGAGGGCUGGGAGCAAAAACAGCUAGAAUUACUUCUUGCGAAAGCAAUAUAAAGAAAAUGAUUGACUUCAGCAAAAGCCCAAGAUGAUGCCAUAUUAUAUACAACUAUUGAGGGAGGCCGCUAGCCAGCAUUGUCUGGUGUUUAACCUCGCCUAAAUUAGAUUUAGCCACAUUUUAGGGUGCCUUAUAUAGAGUCCAUAGAGGAUACACGUCAAUCAUCCAUUUGAGGAAAAAUACAGUUAAAACCUCUCCACAACAUGUCUGUUUGUUACAGAUAGGUAAGUGGCCACUGUUGUCUGUAGAGAAGUAGCUGUACUAGGGGAGAGAAUUUGUUGGGACAAAAAAACAGGCACUGACACCAUAAAGAAGUCUAAGUGAAGUCCUAAGGAUGCAUGAUUUAAUGCAUAAUGGAGCCUUUCUGCUGCAUAAUAUGACCUCCUAGAAAUUCCACAUAUAUUUUUCCAAUAUUUUUUGCACCUUAUCAAAAGGCUUUUAGGAAAGAGUGGCCAUUGUAAAGAGUCAUUCAUUAGUGGAGAUUUGAAUGGGUAUGUGCACAGUCCCUUGUGUAUAACUGACCAAAUUAUUGCAGAAAACUGUAAUAUUAAACUGUAGAUCUGGUUAUAAGAUUGGUACUCCCACACCAUUAAGUAACCUAGCUUCAGUUUUCAGGUUUUACCAGUUGCUGCAGAUGUACGGGAUCCAUCUCAAGUGGCUGCCGCCAUCGACUUUUGUGAGGAACAGUGUGGUCUCCCUGACAUUAUCAUCAAUAACGCCGCAGGGAAUUUUGUAUCCCCAUUUGAAAGAUUAUCGGCAAAUGCAUGGAAAACUGUGAUUGAUAUUGUACUCAAUGGCACUGCUUAUGUAACGUUGGACGUUGGCAAGAGGCUUAUUAAAGCACAAAAAGGUUUGAUGAUUUUGGAUACCAUCUGGAUUUAUGAAAAUAAAUAUUACAAAUAGAACAUUUAAAUAUAAGGGAAGAAAAAGACUACAGUGCAUCUCAUAUAAGGUUACAACUUUUGUUACUACAGGUAACACCCUCUAGGCUUUGCACCCUCAGCUUGGAGGCAGGAAAUGUUGCUCGGGGGGUAGUCUCCCACGCAGACGUUUUUUUUGGCUUAUCACGCAAUCCUCUUAACCCCUAAGAAUGUCUGUAGGUAGGCUACUUGGGGAGGGGGGUGUACUCUCUCAUACAAAAGAUAGGUAUGCAUAAUUUGUUCAGAAGCAGUCAACUAUGUUGAUGGCCUGAUUCCUUCGCCUGUAGUACAAGCGUUUUGAGGGCACAUAUAAGCACUAGAAUUUACACAGGUUGUGGGUAGGCAACUCCUCACCAUCCCCAAUAUGAUAUUUCUUUUCUUAUCCUCACUCCAUUGUCUGCAAAAUUCCACAUGCUCUCUUCAGUCUUUCUCUGCUGUCAAAAUCAAAUGUGGCAGCCAGUUGCCUGUAUAGCAUGAGACGCUUAUUUCAAAACGAGCUGUCUGCCUUAAAGUAAGUGACACUAGCCACUUUAAGAAAGUUUUUACUUGACCAGGAGGGCUUCUGACCUGCCUAUAAUUUCCAGUGUAUUGACUGCAUGAAUGCUUUGUCUCUAACCCAAUUUUAGCUGCAAACUUUCUGGCUAUAACCACCAUUUAUGCCAAGUCAGGUUCUGGGUAUGUUGUACCAUCAGCAGCUGCUAAGGCUGGAGUAGAAACAAUGACCAGGUAGUAAUCUCACUGUUGUAUUGUUCUCUUUUGCCAUCGUGCAUCCAAGCAAAAUAGUUUUUCACCAGAUUAACAGUUUUACACUCAUUUAUAGGAUAAGAGAAUGCAAUAAAAAAAGAUGCCCAAAAACUGAAAGAUGCCACACAGCUCAUGCCAAACUCAACUAAGAGUGCAUUCCAUUGGGAUGAUCAAAUCAGGAUCAGUCAUCUAAGAUCGCUUAGAUCAUGGUAAAUCAAAUGAAGCGAUUGGUCCUUUCCCAGGCAGGAUCAGUGGAUUCCUUUGACGUUUCAUGGUCCUAGUGAUCUUGGAUCUUUGAUAUAUUUUUUAUAUAUAUCCUGAUUCAGAUCAUCCCAAUGAAACAUAACCUAGCUGCGAUCAGGUGCUCUUUUUUUUUUUGUUGAACAUGACAUUUCAAAUUUAUGUUCGUUUUAAGAUCACUUGCAGCAGAGUGGGGAAAAUAUGGAAUGAGGUUUAAUGCCAUUGCACCAGGUCCUAUUGAGACAAAGGUAAUGACUGUUAAUUUAGUUUAACUUGAUAACAAACACAAAUGUAUCAAUAUUAUAAUAAUACAUAUGGCCGCAUUUGCACUGCAAGGUUAUAGCUAGAAUGAGACACACCAAGGCAAUUUUUUUCUUUUUGUGCCUUAAGAAAAUCACUUAGCUAUUUUAAGAGUCUAUGCAUUAAAAAAUAAAUUAAUCUUAACAAUGAUUUUGCCUUUUUUUGGUACGAAUUUGCAGAGUCGCUAGAGUAGCUGUUAAGUUCUUAAAGUUACUUCCAGUGAGCAAAGUCUUGACAUUGAUGUUAAAUAGGUAGCCAUUACUUUCACCUGUCAGUGUUAUUUAUUUGAAAUUCUUUGGCACAUGUCUCUGACAAUGGACUAUGUCUCUCUCUGUUAUCAAUCAUCACAGACUCGACAGUUAUGAAAGACAAAGCAUUCUCAAUAUUAUGGAGACAGAGAAAGUUCAAGCUGGCCACACCCCUUUUGUCUAUCCCUCAGCACGGUCACCAGCAGAUUAUUUCAUUUUACAGUCAAACUUUGCUUAACAGACACCUCCUUACAGACACCUUGUAAUUAUGGACAGUUUGCGUUGUCCCUGAGAAAAGCCCUUCCUUACAUUUUCUCUCAAUUCAACCCACUUAAUUUCAGACACCUCCUUAACAGGGACACUUUCAAUGCCCCCCUCAGUGUACUUGGAUUUAUAAAUACUUGACUGUACUUUCUUGACACUUGGUGUUUUCAGGGUGCUUUUAGUCGUUUGGAUCCCACCGGACAAUUCCGAAAACUAGUGACUGAACGCAUCCCUGCAGGUAGACUCGCUGAAAUCCCAGAGUUAGCCAACCUUGCAGCAUACCUUGUUAGUGAUUAUUCCAGCUGGAUGACAGGAGAGGUAACUUUUUUUGCAAUAUCAAUACAUAAUAGUGAUCACGAGCAAGCCCACGGGAGGGUUACUUCCUUCAAUAGCCUAUACGGGAAGGCUCUGCCCGAAAGGAGUACCUUUUUCAGGCUUCAGGUAUAUGAAAGGGUAGGGGUUUCACUAGUUGAAGUAUAUAAAAGGGUGGGGAAAUCUGUCAUUUUGGUCUAUAAAAAGGCUCAAAAUGGCUAAGAGAAUGAGAUGCAUUUUAAGACUGAAAUAAAGUUAGCAGUAAGGGAAGUGAAGUUCUAGGGAUAUGAAAGGGGUACCAUUUGGCAGUAGAAGUACACGAGAGGGGUUUCUUUUCUGCUAACAAUGGUAUAAAAAAGGAUAAGUGGUUGGACCUCAGGGCGGAGCCUCCGUGUACAAAACUCUUUAAAGACUCAUAGACGGGGGAAAGUUGACAAGAUGUGUGUUUUCACUGCAGGUUGUUGUAUUUGAUGGUGGAGAGUAUGUUUCUAUGGCUGGUGAAUUUAAUGAAUUUAGAAAGGUACAGGCAUUUUUAUGUUUAAAUGUUUCCCCCUUCUUUUCAUCUGCACUUGAUCAAUAAUUGAUUGCUCAAAUCCCUCAUCUAUUCGUUCUUUCAGGUUCCAAAUGAAAUGUGGGACCAAAUGGAAGCCAUGAUAAGAAAAACAAAGGGCUCUUGAUCAUAGAUUCAUUAGACAAUCAAUGAUCAUUCUCUUGUUAUAUUUUUCUUGUGGUAUGCUCUCAUACGGUAAUACCUUGUCAUUGACUGCCUUGUUCACGACAGUUAAAUUAUUUAUUAGGGCAGCAAGUUUAUUAGUUCCUCUGGUCUGCUAACUUCAACGUUAAAUUCCCAUGUCCCAAACCAAUUUGGCACAAAAAGGUGUCAAAUGUAUAAUUUCCUACAAGUGAAAAAAGGCGACAUUACCUGGAUCCUAAGCUGAUUCUUAGUGCAACAAUGCACCGUUUUUUUUUUAAUUUAAAAUAAAACAUGUAUCAAAGUUGUUACUGCUUUCAUUGUUGCCACAUCAGGGUGGUACUGGUUGUUCAAGAGGCCGAUACUAUCCACCAGAUAAAUCAGUAUCCAUUGAAUAAAUGUUACUGAAACCAUUAUAAUUGUAUUACCCUGCACUGGAUAGCAUUUCACACAAUUUAGCAUUCAGGCUUAUUAUCAUUAAAAUUCUUAAAAUUGUUGUGAGUUUCACAUCAUUUUAUUUACUGGUAUUCUUUUAGCUCAUUUCUAGCUUGC